Messenger RNA from Achroia grisella, 2274 nucleotides. It is a transcript of the gene Neto, whose product is annotated as neuropilin and tolloid-like protein 1. Lineage: Eukaryota; Metazoa; Arthropoda; Insecta; Lepidoptera; Pyralidae. Gene Ontology annotation, molecular function: protein binding. Bases 1 to 2121 code for a protein of 706 amino acids. The transcript is spliced from 13 exons. The record is from RefSeq and is a predicted model, not a curated record.
AUGGCUUUUUGUUCCACGAUCGACACAGCAUCGGAGCAAACAGCCGUUCAUGACAGCAGGCGAGCCGUACGCUUCAUGGAUAACCGACUAGACAAUAUAAAUACUACACUAAAAACAAAUAGGACCAAUUUGAAUAAUAUUAAAUAUAAUGGUAGAAAUAAAAUUGUAGAAGACGAAAUAUACACAUCGAAUGAUGAUAUUGUAAAGAAUUUUGAAAUGCACAAGAUUAGAAUGAGAAAUUUCAAUGAGAAAAUGAGUACAGUGCAGUAUGGACCGAAGAGGAAAGUGUACACGAAGAGGGAUCGAUCACACAUGGAGAUGCCUAGGAAGAGGAUGAAGCGGUCACAAGAUAGCCGCUGUGAAGCAUUUGAAUAUCACGGUCAAGACCAGAAGCAAAUAAAGCAUCCGUAUCCUAGAGAUGAUGCUAACAAUACCAAUUAUCAUAGCAACAUACAUUGCGUCACUGUAAUAAAUGGUUCGGAGUCGUCAGUAAUAGAGCUGACAUUUGUAGAUAUCUUCCGUAUAGAAUAUCACCCGGAAUGUGCCUAUGAUUAUUUAGAAAUUCGUGAUGGUUCAAAAGGAUACUCAUCAUUACUUGGAAAACUUUGUGGGCAUCAAUUCCCCCGACAGAUAAGGACGACAGGUCCAUACGCCUGGUUGAAAUUCCACUCUGAUGAUACUAUUGAAUAUGAGGGAUUCCAUAUUAACGUCGCAAUUUUGAGUGGAUACAACAGCCAUAGAAUACCAGACGAGUGCUACGAAGAGCUUGAGGGAAUGUACGGCGAUAUAAAUUCAGUGAAGAUAGACCCGGCGUGUAUUACUGGCAGUAUGGGUCAGGCCCUAGACAUCCUUUGGACCAUCAGAUCACCUGCUAACACUAGGAUAUUUCUAGACUUUACAUCGUUUAUACUAGCGAAACCUAAUGAAUGUGAGGAAAAUGUUAUACAAGUUUUUGGAUCCGUACUAGAAUUUGAUGCCAAAUUGGCUCACUACUGCGGCUCCAUGGCGAAUUCAGUUCAAACUAAGGGAAGGGAUAGUAAGGGUGUAGGGGAUGAUGGUAACCUGAUGUAUGUUCGUAUGUACGCUUCGAAAGCUGCGAAAACGGCCACUAACUUCACUGCCACAUUCACUGCUUUUAAAACCCUUGAUCCUAAUAUAGACGAAUCCUGUGAUGAAGACCAAUUCAACUGCGAAGAUAAUACGUGUAUAGCGAAGUCACUUAUAUGCAACGACCAUGCAAACUGCAGAUUGAAAACUGACGAAGACGGUGACUUAUGCGCGGCUGAGACCAAGUCGUUGAUAAGCCAAACGCACAUCCUGGUGAUUCUGGUUAUCUUCUCCCUCAUCCUGUCUGGCAUGAGCUUCGUUUUCCUGUUCAAAUGCAUCAGGAAACUGUACCAGGACCACAAAAUCAUCAAAGAACAUAUAAGGCAAUCGUGUGAAGACCGGCUGGACAGUUUAGUGAGCAGACGGCUCACACUUGACGCCCAGAGACUGCAGAGGGACAGUGAACCCCGACCUAGUCUAGAAAGGGACAACCAUACCAACGAAAUGUUUAAGCAACAAAGAAGCUUCUCCAAACAUAAGGAUAGCAUAGAUUCCGACUUCAUUCAAGAAACGCAUUUAGACGUGGACAGUGAACCCUGGAGAAGAGAUGUAGACAGAGUUCCAAUAGAAGUAGAAGAUAUACGAAUUGAAAGGAACGGAAGAACAAGACGUAGCGAUUUCAGUAAACGAGAGGAAUCUAUGAGGAGUAAGUCGAGAGACUCUAAAGAGAGAGAGAAGAAGGAAAUAAGAGAUGUGUCAGUCGGUGCGCCUGAUACGAAAGAAUCUAGUUGUCAGACUAGAGAGAGUCUGUUCCAGACUGAUCCGCCGGCUAGUUCUGAAGGAUCAGGCAGCAACAGCCGAGGAUUCUCUACCUUCGGUUACUCAGGCGCUACCAUAGUGAGACCCUCACCACCAGCCACCACCAACACUUCCGAAGUCACCAUCGAGCUGUUAAGUCAAGUACCCCAUCAAGAUUCUGGCAAACAAAAGAAAAUCCCAGACCGUCGCCCCAUGAGCACGGAGACGACUCGAUCCGCUCCUGACGUCAUUAUAGUCUCGAAACCGAUUGGCUGAGGGUGACCUUUGGGGCCCCCGCCGUGGGCCCCAAUCCCCCCCGAAUACUGGGACUGUAGCACCCCCCGGGAACCGAGAACAUGUCCCGAGGGUUCCUACCAUCCGCACACAUGUCACUUUGACAGUCUCUCCAAGAGCGUGUCAUUUGAGGAC